Oryctolagus cuniculus (rabbit) is the source of this 11795-nucleotide messenger RNA. It is a transcript of the gene PRR18, whose product is annotated as proline rich 18. Lineage: Eukaryota; Metazoa; Chordata; Mammalia; Lagomorpha; Leporidae. The record is from RefSeq and is a predicted model, not a curated record.
GGGGCUGUGCAAGUCCAGGAGGAGGGCGGAGAAGUGGCCCUCGUGGCCCGGGGCGGCGGGGGAGGGGCGGCUGCUUUUGCCCCAGGGCUGGAGGUGGGGUCACUGGCCAGAGCCCUGGGAGGGCAGUGUGGUAGGGCCGGGCCUUGGAGGAGAGAGCCCAGUAACCCCCGCUGUACCCCCCCCCCCCCCCGCCCCUCAGCUGGUCAGUUGCUGGCGGGUGUGUACGGUCAAGGGUGGCCAGGCAGACGCCAGCGUGGCGGUGGUGUGGGAGGCAGGGCAGCCUGGGCGGUGGCGGAGUGACUGCUCGCAGUCAGCCUGCUGCGCGAGUGCCGGGACAGUGUUGUGCAGGGAACAGUGGGGAGGUGGGCAGAGGUGCGAGCCCCUGCAAGGCAGGAGGCGAUGGCCGGGCGUUGUAGCUAAUUCAGGCGGACGUCGCCAAGGAGGGCAGUGGGGGCGUGGCAGGAGAGGAGGCCGGGGCAGCCCCGAAGGACGUCGGCAGUCAGAGGCACGCCUCUGCAGGUCACCCCUGCCCGGCCCGGCGACCCCCAGGACGCUGGCUGAGUGCAGACGGCCAGCUCGGGGCCAGGCCGCGCGUGCACCGCUGAGGAGCAGCAGUGGUAGUAAACACGGAGGAGACCCUGGUUCUCAGGACAGACAGGGCAGAGGAAGGCUGGGCAUGCGCCCUCCAGGCACCUGGCCCGUCCACGUCCGCCUGCUCACAGCCCCACGGCCUGGGCAAGGAGUCCUGGUUUGUGGACACCCACGGUCCACGCCGCCUGCGGUAGCACAGGGCGCGCAGAGGCCUGCGUGUCGCCAGGACUGCCCCUGCGGCGUGCUCUCCCCGUGGAGACCUGCCCCAUCCAGGUGGUGUUGGCUUGCCCUGGGUCCUGAUUUGCUGAGGGUUUGAUCUGACUGAAGAAAGGGGCCCUCUUCCCUCUGGAAGUCAGCAGGAGAGGACAGGUCAGCUGGAACAUCGUGACUCAAGCAGCAGCUGACCCCUGCAGGGGCAGUGACGCGCGGUGAGCAGAGCCUGCAGGCUGUCUAAAAGGAGCCGGCCUCCCCAGACGGAAGACGAGUCGGAGGCCUCCACGGGGGUUAGUGCACCGGAAGUGGCACCUGGAGGCGCCUGGCUGUGCGCUGGGCACGCAGGAGGUCCCCAGGGGCCUGUGGAGCAGCUUUGCGUGAAGACGCCCCCCAUCGGGUGGGGCGUGGCCUUGGGGCGCAGAAGGGGCUGUUCCUGCACCGAGGGGCGAGGAGACACCCGCCUGCCUGUGUGGCGCUCAGGCUUCCGUGAUGGGUCGGCGGAUGGCCUCAGGCCUAGCCAGGAUGUCCGGGACCGUGGGGGCGGGGGUAGGAAGGACUAGCGAUGCGUGAGCGGGGACUGCGCAGGCGGGGAGCUGUGCUCUUGGAAAUGUGAUGCUUGCCGGAGCCGCCCGUGCCCAGGUCCCCGGGGCCUGCAGGUUCGGAGUUCAAGUGCAGAUUCAGUGGAGUUUGCUCGUUUCCUUCCCUGGGAGGGGAGCAGAGGCCGCGGACGGCCGGGGAGCCUGGGCGUAGGGGCAGGAGGCGGGCUCCCUCGGGAGUAGCCCAUUUCAGCCUGGAAGUCAGCCCAGAGACCCCCACGAGACCCCUGCACAGCUGUGGGGAUGGCGCCCCAGGGAGGGCCCUGCCGCUUCCGAGCGUGGCUGCAGGUCCUGGCCGCCGUGGUGCGUGGUACGCCCUGCGCUGGCUGUCUUCCGUGUGCCACAGCGGCCCACCGCCUGCCCUGUCUCCCAGCUGCUCCUGCGGCUGGCCCAUAGCAGGGCAGGUUCACUCCUGUCACCACAACCUGACAGCACAGCUGCACUCUGGGUGUGUUCCUGGGAUUGUCUGGUGGCUUCAGGGGCGGGCUGCUUGGACCCAGGAGGCGGCCCAGCUAGGACUGCCUCCGCCGACCCCUGUCCUAAGGGCCUGGGUGUCCCUCCACCGCAGCUCCAGCAAGUGCCCUACCCCGUGAGCCUCCGUGUGCUCAUCUGAGUCAAGACUUAAGACUGAAGUUGGGUUGGUGAUGACUCUGGGACCGCUGGGAAGAGUAAGCGGUGGACGGUGCCCACCCAGUACGUGGCCAUCAGUGCAUGGGCUACUGAAGAGGGGGCGUGGUGUGAGGUGGCUGCAGCCCGAGGCUCCGUGGAUGUCCUCGGGUCACACCCGGGUGCCCCUAGAGUGCGCCCCACGCAUAGCUGAGGGCCUGGGCAGCAGGGGUGGCGCGGGCAGCUGGGACAGGGCGGGCAGCAGGGGCAGGGCGGGCUGCCCAGCAGGGAGAGCAGCCGUGCUGACAGGGCCUCGUGGCAGCUUCUAAUCCCAGCGGAGUCGGUGUCAGGAACUGGGCCCUGCCCUGCGUACGGCGGUGACCGCAGGUGACCUGCGGGCAAGGGUCUCGGGCAGGCGAGGGCACAGUGAUGGUCAGGCUUGCACACUGCCUCCCUUUGUAUCCCCAGGCCGAGGGGACCCAGAGAACGGCCUUUGUCCCGCUCUGCUCUUCCAACACCAUUUACGCCAUCUCUGGAAGUGCAGACCUAGCCGGGAGGAUGUUUGCACACUCACUUCAGUUACUGUGCGUGUACCGAGCCCCGUGGAAGCUGCGGUUGAGUUUGUAGUGGCUCCGUGGGAAACACCCGGUCCGCGUGUUGGUUCCUGGGGUGGGCCUGCUCCAGGGCAGUGGAGCCCCUGCCACCACCUCGUGCUCCCAGUGUGCCCACGCCCAGUGCUGGCUUUGAACAACUUCAACCUAGAUGCUUUUCCUGGGGGGCGUGGGAGCACGCUGGGGAAGUGUCUGGUGUUUGCAUUUAACGCGUCGCACAGUGAACCGCAGCCGCCGAGGAUGAGCGCGCUGACAGGGACCUGCUGCGUGGAGGCAGCCCUCGGUCACCGUGGAGGACGAGGCUCAGGGCUUGAGCGCCACCCGUGCCGCCGCGAGCCGUCUCUGGACACACCUAGGUUUGCCCCUGGUAACCAGCGCCACCACCUGAGUGCAUGACUACGGCCGCCGCGCCAGGCCUGGCAGUGGUGGAGGCUGGCUUUCUCCUGGCUGACCCCAGCUCUUGGCGGCUUCGCUUCUCUCCAGGUUGUUAGGAGGAGGAAGCAAAUGCUACGUUUUGCUGUCAGAGCGGAGAGCUCACUACAUCAGCUGGGACUAGGGUCAGCCUUGGGGGCGGGCACGUUCACCGGGAGACACAGCCGAGGAGGCGCGCCUGGGCCGUUCCCGCGAGUACGCCGAGCCUGCCAGUGCUUUUCCCACCGUGACGGCCAGGACUGAACUGAGUGGUGUGGAGGGCAGCCUUCCAUGGCCCUCUGGCCCCGCCUCUCAUUUGCUGUAGAACACACUGUUCUUUUCCCAUUAAACAUACAUUAGUAGCUGGUGCUGCGGCUCACUAGGCUAAUCCUCCGCCUUACAGCGCUGGCACACCGGGUUCUAGUCCCGGUCAGGGCACCAGAUUCUGUCCCGGUUGCCCCUCUUCCAGGCCAGCUCUCUGCUGUGGCCAGGGAGUGCAGUGGAGGAUGGCCCAAGUGCUUGGGCCCUGCACCCUAUGGGAGACCAGGAGAAGCACCUGGCUUCUGGCUUUGGAUCAGCACGGUGGCCAUUGGAGGGUGAACCAACGGCAAAGGAAGACCUUUCUCUCUGUCUCUCUCUCUCUCACUGUCCACUCUGCCUGUCAAAAAAAAAAAAAAAUUUAGUGAGGUUUGCUAACGUCAGUAGGUCAGGCCCACAAGCCCAAGCUCUUUGGGGCCCUUGGUAAUUAAGAGCUGGAGGACUGCAGAGUACAGAAAGACGCCUGGGCCUCGAGGGACGUGUGCUCCCAGCCUCUGCCUGCAGGGGGCGCCCUUGGCCAGGGGCCAGUUGUGUGCCGAUUGGUUCCGCCUUGGUUUCUUACCUGUGAAAUGCGUUCCUCCUACUUCUGUCACAGGCUCAGGAGCGGAAGUGGAAGAACCCGGAUAGAAUGGAUGAUUUCAUGCGCGUAGGCACUGCCUGUUGUUAUCUGAGUGGCGAGGAGGAAGACUUCAGCAUCUAGGAUGCCCCGACUGUUCUUCCGUCCCAAGGCCGUUCAUAGAACAGACCGUGUUAGAAGAAAGGGAGGCGGUUCAAAGCGAUUGACAAGUUCCUACUUCUAAAUAGUGGGAUUUCUAAAAGCUAGUGUUAGUUUUUCCUGUUUUAAAAUUCAGGUCUAGUUUUGGUUCCAGACAUUUGACUGCCUACUGCUGCAUCGAGUAAAUUAUGUAAAUUACGUCAGGCAAAGCACAGACGUCAGGGUGGGCGUCUGCUACAGCGUUUCCGACGCCUCCGCGGACGCCUGGGCCUGAGCGCCAGUGCCAGCUCCGAGCCCAGCUUCCCUGGCACUGACGUGGGAGACCUGGAUGGAGCCGCGGCCUCCUGGCCUUGGCCCUGCCCGGCCUGGCCCUGGUUCUACAGGCGUUUGGGGAGUGACCCAGCCGGUGGAAAGAUCUCUCACUGUUUCUUUCUUGGUCUCUUUCAGACACACAAAAAUAAAUUUAAAAUCCAUGCACGGAAAUGGAGCACAGCAGAUGGUGAAUGGGAAUAAUUAGGGAGGCAGUGUGUGGCCUGUUUACGGCUUGAGUGUCUGAAUGAAUGAACUAAGGAUAACAGGCCUUAGCAGAGCCGACCAAGAGACUGAGAAAAUAAACGUCGUAGAGCUGUGGCUCCUGGUGUAGGUGACCACGGGUGACUCUGCUCCCUGGUGACCCCGUGAGAACAUGGGCAGCAGACACGUGGGGGGGCCGGCGCCGUGGCUCACUUGGUUAAUCCUCCGCCUGCGGCGCCGGCAUCCCAUAUGGGUGCUGCGUUCUAGUCCCGGUUGCCCCUCUUCCAGGCCAGCUCUCUGCUGUGACCAGGGAGUACAGUGGAGGAUGGCCCAGGUGCUUGGGCCCUGCACCCCAUGGGAGACCAGGAGAAGCACCUGGCUCCUGGCUUCGGAUCGGCGCAGUGCCGGCCAUAGUGGCCAUUGGAGGGUGAACCAACAGAAGGAAGACCUUUCUCUCUGUCUCUGUCUCUCUCUCACUGUCUAACUCUGCCUGUCAAAAAAAUAAAAAAUAAAAAAGUAAAAAAAAAAGUUCAUGGACAAUAAGGCACUAUGGGAAAACGGCCUGGGUUUCUCUUUGCACGAAGAUACGCCUACCCUUAGUUCCACUUCUGCAGACGCCGGAGCGCCACGUCCGUGCCUGCGUGAGGGUGCAUUCAGGGGGGACCCGGGCACUCGGUCCAGCGGGAUCGCAGCCACGGCCCCUCCGGGCAGAGCAGAUCACAGGACUUGGACUGGGACGCCGCCCUCUCCCUCUCGUUGGGCCUGGAUGUCAUUUUCCUGCUAUUUUAUUUUAGUGAGGGACACAUUCCCCGUGCAGUGUCUUCACUGUUAGAAUGGAAAGUCUUGACUGACACAACCUUGGCAGAACAAUGGCGUGUUACUGUAAUAUUUGGAAUUCGAAAGUCAAAUUUAAUUUGAAGAUUAAAUGCCGCAAGUAGGAGGUGCGGACAGUUCUAAAGGCCCGUGCUUGGGUGUGCUCUCUCACCUCUCGGGUCAGCCUACUGGACGGCGCAUCUAGUGACCUCAUGAGGGACAGGAGCCAUGCGUUCCACAGGUCACCUUCCGUAACAGACGGACCCAGAACUGUGAGCUGACCUCAGCACGCAUGUUCAGUGUAGACGCUGUCACCGCGUGUUCCCAGGAUGCCGUGCAGCGCCACGUCAGUUGUAAGUGAAUUGCCUCUUCGUUGCUUUCCAGCCCCCCCCCCCCCCCCGAAACUUAGCUUCUCUUAGUGGCCUUCUCGCUGGGGAUCGUCACAGCAGUAAAAGCCAACCAGAGAGAAGGUGUAAUAGCCACGGCGCCAGGCCCGGAGGACCAGUGACAGACACCCACCCACUUCCCAGGCCUCACCCCGAGGUGCAUGCACCUGCUCGGGCUCCUGGCCGUCACUGUGCUGACUGUGUGAGGUCCUGCUCACCCCCGAGGCACCCCUGCUCGGGCUCCUGGCCGUCACUGUGCUAACUGCGUGAGGUCCCGCUCACCCCCGAGGCACCCCGCUCGGGCUCCUGGCCGUCACUGUGCUAACUGUGUGAGGUCCUGCUCACCCCCGAGGCACCCCUUCUCGGGCUCCUGACCGUCACUGUGCUAACUGUGAGGUCCCGCUCACCCCCCUGAGGCACCCCUGCUCGGGCUCCUGGCCGUCACUGUGCUAACUGUGUGAGGUCCCGCUCACCCCCCUGAGGCACCCCUGCUCGGGCUCCUGACCGUCACUGUGCUAACUGUGAGGUCCCGCUCACCCCCCUGACGCACCCCUGCUCGGGCUCCUGGCCGUCACUGUGCUAACUGUGUGAGGUCCUGCUCACCCCCGAGGCACCCCGCUCGGGCUCCUGGCCGUCACUGUGCUGUGUGAGGUCCUGCUCACCCCUCAAGGCACCCCUGCUCGGGCUCCUGGCCGUCACUGUGCUGUGUGAGUUCCUGCUCACCCCCCUGAGGCACCCCUGCUCGGGCUCCUGACCGUCACUGUGCUGACUGUGUGAGUUCCUGCUCACCCCCGAGGCACCCCUGCUCGGGCUCCUGGCCGUCACUGUGCUAACUGUGUGAGGUCCUGUUCACCCCCCUGAGGCACCCCUGCUCGGGCUCCUGGCCAUCACUGUGCUGCGUGAGGUCCUGCUCACCCCCGAGGCACCCCUGCUCGGGCUCCUGGCCGUCACUGUGCUAACUGUGUGAGGUCCCACUCACCCCCCUGAGGCACCCCUGCUCGGGCUCCUGGCCGUCACUGUGCUAACUGCGUGAGGUCCCGCUCACCCCCCUGAGGCACCCCUGCUCGGGCUCCUGGCCAUCACUGUGCUGUGUGAGUUCCUGCUCACCCCUGAGGCACCCCUGCUCGGGCUCCUGGCCGUCACUGUGCUGUGUGAGGUCCUGCUCACCCCUCAAGGCACCCCUGCUCGGGCUCCUGGCCGUCACUGUGCUGUGUGAGUUCCUGCUCACCCCCCUGAGGCACCCCUGCUCGGGCUCCUGGCCGUCACUGUGCUGUGUGAGGUCCUGCUCACCCCUCAAGGCACCCCUGCUCGGGCUCCUGGCCGUCACUGUGCUGUGUGAGUUCCUGCUCACCCCCCUGAGGCACCCCUGCUCGGGCUCUUGACCGUCACUGUGCUGACUGUGAGUUCCUGCUCACCCCUGAGGCACCCCUGCUCGGGCUCCUGGCCGUCACUGUGCUAACUGUGUGAGGUCCUGCUCACCCCCCUGAGGCACCCCUGCUCGGGCUCCUGGCCAUCACUGUGCUGGGUGAGGUCCUGCUCACCCCCGAGGCACCCCUGCUCGGGCUCCUGGCCGUCACUGUGCUAACUGUGUGAGGUCCUGCUCACCCCCGAGGCACCCCUGCUCGGGCUCCUGGCCGUCACUGUGCUAACUGCGUGAGGUCCCGCUCACCCCCCUGAGGCACCCCUGCUUGGGCUCCUGGCCGUCACUGUGCUGUGUGAGGUCCUGCUCACCCCCGAGGCACCCCUGCUCAGGCUCCUGGCCGUGACUGUGCUAACUGUGAGGUCCCGCUCACCCCCCAAGGCACCCCUGCUCGGGCUCCUGACCGUCACUGUGCUAACUGUGUGAGUUCCUGCUCACCCCCCUGAGGCACCCCUGCUUGGGCUCCUGGCCGUCACUGUGCUGUGUGAGGUCCUGCUCACCCCCCUGAGGCACCCCUGCUCGGGCUCCUGGCCGUCACUGUGCUGUGUGAGUUCCUGCUCACCCCCCUGAGGCACCCCUGCUCGGGCUCCUGGCCGUCACUGUGCUGUGAAGUCCUGCUCACCCCCCUGAGGCACCCCUGCUCGGGCUCCUGGCCGUCACUGUGCUGUGAAGUGCUGCUCACCCCCCGAGGCGCACGCACCUGCUCUGGCGGCCCGGAGGGAGCUGGCAGCACCCAGCGUUUACUUUGCUGUUUCUGAAGGGGCACACGGCUCCGCCAGCUGCAGGCUGCUGGGCUGGGCAGAUGGAGGGGUCCAGUUCCUUUGCCCGGCAGUCGUGUGCCCUGCUCUGAUCCACUCUUCUUGGCUUAAAAAUGCCCGGUCACUAGGGGUGGCAGCGGGGCCCUCCAUCCGGUCACCUCUGCCAGCGACCCCCCUCCCCUCCUGAAACUCCUGGGUUUGGGGCCUCUCCCAUCCCCUGGGAGCUGUCUGGUGGGCAGGAGCCAGCCUCUGGAAGCCCCAUUUCCCUGAGCUGUCAGUCACCCUCAGUCCCCACCAUCCUUACUGUGAAGCCCCCUGCCGUGAAGAAGCGGGAGUGGGGCAGACCCCGCAUGGGCGCCAGAUCUGCGAGACUCCACGUGGACGGCCGUAUCCAGCGGUUGUCUUCCUCCACGGUCUGUCCCUCCCGUUGCGCCCACAGAGUUGGUUCUGGUCGAGUCCUGCCUCCACCCCACCCCUGCAGACACACCCACCCCACCCCACCCCACCCCUGCAGACACACCCACUCUAGGACCUCCGCUUCAAACGUGAACAGCCUGGGCCUGGCCGGAGCCCGCAGAUGGCUGUGGGCUGUGGGCUGCGGGCUGGAGCUGCACCUGCAGGGUUGAGUGUGGCUGUGCAGGCGGUGAGAAUUCCCUGCGCUCCAGCCGCCUCGUCGGCCCGGACUGGUAGCGCCCAGUUCCCUUGGGGCAGGGAAGACGUCCCGCCAGGACUGCUGGCACGGGCCGCGCUCACGUUAGCGCCCCACCUCUGAUCUCCAGCUUUCUCUGUGAUGCCAGAAUGGUGCCAGCGGGGUCGCCCACGUGUCAGAGGCCCUGGGGCGGGCCACUCCAGCUGCUCCCCGGCCGACACCAACCCCCUGCCAUGGGCGGGCCAGCUGGGGGAGCCCUGGGACGCCGGGCCCCGAGCUCGGGCACUCGGCCCCCUGCUUCCAGCGCUUGGCUGUGACACCGCGGGCGCAGCCCCGGACCUGGCAGGCCCGCGUCCCCGGACAGCGCCGGCUCCUCCUCCCGCCGCCCGGCCCGGCGCAGCGCGGCGCGGUGUGAACCGGGCGGCGCCGGCACCCGCGCGCCGUCCGCGGCUGCUGGCCGUGCCCGCGGGGUCCGGCCCGGGCGGCGCCCAGACAACGGGCGCCCCCAGCUCCGGGAGGAGGGGAGGGGCGGGGACUUGGGCGCGGGCAUGUGAAGAGGCCAGAGGCGCGGCGGCUGCACGCAGGCCCCUGACGACCCGCCCGCCCGGCCGCGCCAUGCCCUUCCCGCCCAGGCCGCCGCCGCCACCGCCAGCCCCGGCCGCGGGGGGCGCCGCCGCGCGCCUGCCGCCCCGGAGGCCCUGCGCGCCCGCGCCCGCGCCCCCGCCCGCGCCGCCCCUGGCCGCCGCGGAGAAGAAGAGGCGGCCCCCCGAGCGGCCCGCGGCGCUGCUCUCCAGCUCCUGGCCCUCGGCCACCCUGAAGAAGCCGCCGGCCCGGCGCGGCCCCGGCCCCGGCCCGAGCAGGACGCAGCCGCCCGCCCCUCCGCGCGCCCCGCCCCAGGCCUCGCCCGGACGCGCAGGGGCCCCGGCCACGUGCGCCACGCCCCGGCCGGCCGGCACCGGCCCGAACGCGGCGGCCGGCGCGGGUCCCGGGCCCGACGACGCCGUGCGCUUCUCGCUGAGCCUCACGCCGGAGGCCAUCCUGGUCAUCCAGAGGCGCCACCUGGAGAAGCAGCUGCUGGCGCGGCCCCGCCGGUCCUUCCCCUCGCCGCUGGCCACCGGCCCCGGCCCGCGGAGGGGCGGCCCCGCCGCGCCCCCGGCCGCGGGCCUCGCCUGCCGCCCGCUGCCCCGCGCGCCGCUGCUGCCCGGCGGCCUGCGCCCGGUGCUGCAGGUGUCGCUGCUCAACGAGCGGCACAAGUACGACGACGUGGAGUACGAGGAGGAGGCCGAGGCCCCGGACGAGGGCGUGGUGCGCAAGUGCACCGAGUGGCUGCGCGGCGUGGAGUCGGCUGCCGCCGGGCGGGGCCGCGCCGCGCACCUGGACGCCCCGCAGCGGCUGAGCACACUGUGAGCCCUGCGGGCCGCGGGCCCGCCCACCGCUGCUUCCAGGACUCGGGGGCGCGGGCGGGAGACCCACAGCCGCCUGUGAUGGCAUCCCCGUCUCCUGGACACGGGUGAGCACCGCGGGCCCGCGAGGGACACAGCCUCCCGCGGCCCACCUGCUGCCGCCUUGGUCUCGGCGAGAAGCCCCCACUGUGCACCCUUCCGCCGCCUCUGGACUCCCGGAGGUGCCCUUACCGCGAAAGUGCCUCGGCCAUGUGCCCAGGGGCGCGCCCCGGGCUGCAUCGCUGUCGCCAGGGAGGGGGCGCCUACUGGACUGCGGGGACGUGGUGCUACCUGUGUGACUGUGUUGUCUCCCGGCUCAACAAUGCUGGAUGUUCUGAAAAUCGAAGCUUUGUAUUCUAAUCUCCAGUCUCGGAAGCGAGCGCGAAGUUGCCACCUGGAGCCAGGCGCCUGGUGAAGAGGCUGCAGGUGACAUCACCGACCCUGUGCUCCGUGCACGCCCACGCACAGGUGCACCCACGUGGUCACGCGCACGGAGAUGCACCUGCAUGCCCCCAGCCACAGGUGCCUGCGCUGGGUCACACAGGUGUCUGCUGGAUGACCUCUUUCUUUGAAGUGCUCACAAAGUAUCUUUUGUGCUAGGAAAGGAAGCAGCAAGCACGUGGUGGGGGGGGGGGGCAGAAAUGUGCGACUCCCUGGGCAGCACGGAAUGUUCUGGACUUUGCCCGGGGAGCAGGAGGCCUCUGGGUGGGGGAGGCUGGCUGGUUUUAGCCCUUUGGGUCUCUCUGGAGCUCAGAGGCUCGCUGGCUCUGUGCAGUUGUGUGUGCCGGUUUGAAAUGCUGUGUUCUCUGCCUGGUCCCCGGCUGGCUGCAGGCCCCCGGGGAGGAGCCGCCUUGCACCUGGGUCUGCUUGAUUCCAGGCAUGAGAAGGAGGUGGGGUGGGCGGCUCAGGCUGAGCCCCAGGAGUCGUGGAUUACCUCAGCUUCUGACUUGCUUCCCGAAAGCCACCCCGUGUAGUGUUCAUCCGUAGACCCUGGCGUGUCUCGUCUUAACUUUACAUGGAAGCCUUACAUUUUUAACAAGUUUUCUACUUCUCUCGUGGAGGUUUCUCCCCCAACCCGUCUCGGUGUAAGCACGGUUUAGUUAGCUGUGAAGUGUCUCAGUUUUGGGGGGCGCUGCCUCAGCAGCCCGACCCCCAGCCUUGCCAGUAAUUUCUGUUUUGUGGCCCCUAUUUAAAUGUGGAGAAACGGUUUCUCUUUUACUUAAAGCCAGUGGGUUAGGACACGAGAGGCAGAGUGAGCAGUCCUGGUCCAGGAGAGCCGGAGGGGCGCGACCCUGGACAGCGGUGCUUCUCAUGUCCACCACCCUGUGAGCCACGGCCAGUCCUGUGCAGUGCACGGCGAGGCAGGUGCACGGUGCUGGCUCUGGGGUGGCGUCGGGGUGGGUGAGUGACAUGCCUGGGUUUCUGCCCCUGGUUACGGUGACCGCAUUUUGAAGACUCCUGGUGGCGUCCCCAGAGGCCUGGCUUUGGGAAGCACCUCGCUGGCUCUGCCCCAGUGUGCCAGGCGUCCGUGUCCGCCCGUCGUCCCGCCCCAUCUCCGUCUCCUACUGGCAGCAGCUUGCAUCCUCGCACACCGUCCCAGGCGUUCGUCAGCGAGAGUCCAUGUGCCUUGUCCUCCCUCGGCCGUGCGCGCCCCCUGCUGUCCGUCCACUGCUGUGACUGACGUGUUGAGGAUGUGUCCGACUCACUGUGCUGCAGUUUCUUGGUGUUUAAAUAAAGGAGGAAGUCACUGGCC